UCCCUUUCAAAGGUCUCAGCAUCCCCAUGCUACCUCCUGCCGGCAUUUCCACCUGGGUCCCCAGCCUCAGCUCUCCGCCGACUUCGCCCUGCCUCACGCGGUGCAGCCGCAGCCGGGGCUGGCUCCCCACAUGGCCCCCGCGCACCAGCACAGCGGCCCCCUGCACCAGCCCCUGGCGCCCGUGCCUGCCCUGCCCUUCCAGGACGUCGCCGGGCCCUCCUUCCUACCUCAGGCGCUACACCAGCAAUACCUCCUCCAGCAGCAGCUCCUCGAGGCACAGCACCGCCGGCUCAUGCCCCAUCCCAGGCGGGCCCAAGAGCGCAUGUCUGUCCAGCCUCACCGCCUACACCCCAGCUUCGACUUCAGCCACCAACUGCAGACUCCACAACCCAUGGGGCCCCAGCCCAGGUAUUUGGCAGAGGGCACAGACUGGGACCUCAGCGUCGACGCGGGGCUGACUCACGCCCAGUUCCAGGUCCGGCCGGUGCCCCAGCCCUAUCAGCAUUACUUGGCUACACCAAGGAUGCACCAUUUCCCCAGAAGCACAUCCUCAACCCAGAUGGUUGUUCAUGAAAUCAGAAAUUACCCUUACCCUCAGCUUCAGCUGCUUGCUCUUCAGGGACUGAACCCAAGCAGGCACACAUCCGCUGUGCGGGAGAGCUAUGAAGAGCUGCUGCAGCUGGAGGACAGGCUGGGCAGCGUGAGCCGGGGCGCCGUCCAGAACACCAUCGAGAGAUUCACCUUCCCCCACAAGUACAAGAAGGCUAGGAAGCUGCGGGCCAAAUUUUCAAAAGGGUCUCAACCUUCUCCCACCCAGCGGGUGCAAUUUCCCCCCUGUCCGCAGCUGAGAAGACCACAGGAAGGCAAAGCUGAGCAAGACGAUGGCGAGGAGUCAGAUACCGACGAGAAAUGCACAAUCUGUCUGUCCAUGCUUGAGGACGGAGAGGAUGUCAGGCGAUUGCCCUGUAUGCAUCUCUUUCACCAAGUGUGCGUGGACCAGUGGCUGGCCACCAGCAAGAAGUGCCCGAUCUGCAGGGUGGACAUUGAAACACAGCUCGGCUCGGACAGCUGAAAAGACUAGCUGGACACACCAUUUUCCUUACCAGGUCGUAUGGCCAUAAACCCUUGCAGCGAAAUUUUUUGCCUUCUGAGCCAUUUGAUUGAGAGGGGAAGUCUGCAGGCACGUUAGUGAGGAGAAGGAGGUGGUGAUACAAUAUCUAGCAGUAGGAGAUAUUGCACAUAUACGCAGGAUACAGGCCCAGUGAAAGGGAGCUGGCAUUCCCGGAGCUCAGAGACCCCCGUGCUGCAGAAGAUUUUAGUGUUGAAUAUGAAGGAACUAGUUGUGGUAGUCCGGCCUGUCAAUCCUGCUUUUCAUGGGGAUUGUAUAUAUACCUCUCAAAUAUGUAGAAACAUGUUAGGGGUCCUUUAGCUAUUUCUAUGGAUGGCAGCUGGAGCAUGUUAGCUUAAGAAAUGUUGUGUUUGAUGCCCUACUCAUCUUGUGGUGGACAUGUUGCUGUUACCUAAUUUGCACCAAAUAUUUUUUCAUAGAUUCCUUAUUUUGGUGCCUGAUGAAUACAUUGCAGAGGGGGAAUAAAGAGGUCAAACUUUCCCAUCCUUGGGGUGGGGGAAAGAGGAGGAAAAGCAAAAUCCUGUUUACAGUCAGAAGGGUUUGCGCUCUUUGCCUCAGCCGCGUGUGCUUCUUUCCCUUGCAUUUAAAGUGUGUUGCAAAUUUAGAGAAGCUUAAUAAAAAUAAAAAUUGGGGAUAAAAUGAACGAAGCAAUAGGGAAAAGCUUCGUUCCUGCUUGUCUGCUGGUGCUGGACACUUUCUGUAGUGGCACAGUAUUUGAGUAGAUGCUGUUUCUUUGCUUUCUGUAUUUUAACAAAGUAGCUUGUCAUAUCAAAAUCCAAGGAAGUUCUGUCUACAUGAUUGCAAUUGUCCGUGAUGCUUUCUUCUGUGAGCUGUGUGGCUGGUUGACUCUGCCAGCACUCCAAAAUGAUGGUUAUGGGAGUCAGCGCCUAAGGCUGCUCUUUGGGGUGUAAUAACGCUGGAGAGGUGCAAAAUGUCAACUCUUCUCCCAUUGCAAAAGCAUCUCUUGAUAAUGGGAUGGAAGAAAAUUCAAUGCUCACAAGACCCUGCCGAGACCAUGAGCCCUUGGGCACGGGAGGGGAAGGCAGGGUGGAGGUGGGCUGCCACUUUUGGGAGCCUCGCUGCUGGGCUGUGACCCACCCCAAAGCGAGAGCACCCCUGCCCACGUGGGCUUGCGAGCACGUUUCAGGCUGUAUCCACACGGAGUAAUCAGUGGUUGUUAAAAUGAAACUUAAUCACAUUAACACUCAAAACAGAAUUAAGAGGUAAUACCCAAAGGAGUGAGCUGUUGUGAUCCAUGCUCCCCAUGUUAAAAAAAAAGACCUCUGCACGGCAACCACAGGGAUCGGGCAGAAAAUCCUCGGGAAAACUGACAUUCACAACCAAAACCUGUAGUUUUCUUUUUUUUUUCUUUUUUUUUUUUUUUUUCUUCUUUCAUACUAAGGGAGAAAAGAGCUGCAAAGGAGCAGCAGGGGAAUUAGAAACAUAAUCUAUUGAAAACGCUGGUGUGGUGGGAACAAUUUCUGGCUCCCCUGAGCAUCUGUUUCGCUGGAGAGAAAUGCUCUCCCAAGUAGAUUCAAUCAUAAACUAUCAUCUGAGAAACUGCAAGAUUCUCAUGAGCUGUAACUGGAAAACACCAGCCUCAGAGGCACACAGAGAAUUUCCUUUUUUUCCCAGUGAGACAGGGGAGAGGAGGGAAGCCCCACAUGAGGGUGCAGGAGGCUCUCAUUGUGUGCCCAUGCAGGUGGGAGGGAUGGAAGGGGACCAAUGGUGACCUAUAGAGAAGACCUAAGGAAGGAAUUCUUGGCUGUGAGGGUGGGGAGGUCCAGGCACAGGUUGCCCAGAGAACCCUGGAAGUGUUCAAGGCCAGGCUGGAUGGCGACUGGAGCGACCUGAUCUAGUGGAAGGUGUCCCUGCCCGUGGUAGGGGGUUUGGAGCAAGAUGAGCUUUAAGGUCCCUCCCAAGCCAAACCAUUCCAUGACUUUAUGACACAUUUGCCAUCCAGCACAAGUGAUGGCUUCUUGGGGAAUGUAGUGGUCCCAGCCCUGAUAUCCAUGGUCAAGGAGCGGCCCAUGGGUACCUGUGGGUCUCGCUCCAUCAGCAUUGAAGCAGCAUUACAAAUAAUACUAAUAAUACUAAUACCAUGACAAGCAAAGCAAGGCUUUGGCAAGGUGGUAAAAUACACUCUGAGCAGGUUUGGUCUGCCCAGGUGUGACUUGGAGGGGAGAAGCAGGGAGAGUAUCAGGGGGAUUAGUACCCCCACUGGUUGGGGAGGGAAUGAGGAACUCUUCUGGACCCUGUGUUUUCUUUUAAAGCCUAUGAGAAAGUGUUACUAUUUGCCUAAUAUACAAGCACAGUUUUUAAAAAAAAAAAAAAAAUCGAUCAAACUUUAAAAAAAAAAA
This is a messenger RNA of Cyanistes caeruleus (blue tit), 3489 nucleotides long. The record is from RefSeq and is a predicted model, not a curated record. Lineage: Eukaryota; Metazoa; Chordata; Aves; Passeriformes; Paridae.